This is a messenger RNA of Effrenium voratum, 2337 nucleotides long. NCBI's taxonomy places the organism in Eukaryota, Dinophyceae, Suessiales, Symbiodiniaceae. The record is from the annotation of a GenBank genome assembly.
AUGGGCCUCCAGAAGCGGCUCUUCGGGGUGCCGAAGCUCGAGGACGCCAACCUCGCCGGCACCAAAGAGGGCCAUAGCUGCACUCUGAUCCUCACGGAGGGCGACUCCGCCAAGGCGCUGGCUGUGGCGGGGCUGUCGGUGGUGGGCCGCGACCGUUUCGGGGUUUUCCCGCUGCGUGGCAAGCUACGCAACGUCCGGGAGCUCUCGGUGAAGCAGAUGCUGGAGAACAAGGAGAUCGACCAGGUCCUGAAGAUCUUGGCCUUGGAUGCCAACAAGGAGUACCGUGAUGCCAAGGGCCUGAGAUACGGUUCCAUCAUGAUCAUGACGGACCAGGACCAUGACGGCUCGCACAUCAAGGGCCUUAUCAUCAACUUUAUCCAGCACUGGUUCCCCUCGCUCCUCAGGAUGCCUGGCUUCUUGAAGGAGUUCGUGACGCCCAUCGUGAAGGUGUCCAAGGGCGACCAGAGCAAAACCUUUUUCACUCUGCCGGAGUACGAAGCCUGGAAGGAGGCCAACAACAACGGUCAGGGAUGGAAGGUCAAGUACUACAAAGGUUUGGGAACAAGCACCAGCGCAGAAGCCAGGGAGUACUUUGCAGACAUCGAUGACCACGAGAUCCGCUUCACCUAUUCAGGAAACCGGGAUGACGACCUCAUCGACAUGGCCUUCGCAGCAAAGCGGUCCGAUGAGCGCAAGACCUGGAUCUCUCAGGUGGAGGACGGCACUUUCGUGGACCACUCCCAGCCCACCCUCAGCUACACGGACUUCAUUGAGAAGGAGCUGUCGCUCUUCGCCAAGUAUGAUGUGGAGCGCGCCGUGCCCAGCAUGGUGGACGGGCUGAAGCCUGGACAGCGCAAGGUCCUCUUCGGUUGCUUCAAGAAGAAGCUCAGCUCCGAGAUCAAGGUGGCGCAGCUCUCAGGGUACGUAGCCGAGAACAGCGCCUAUCAUCAUGGGGAGGCGUCCCUGCAGGGCACCAUCAUCGGCAUGGCCCAGACCUUCGUGGGCAGCAACAACAUCAACCUCCUGGAGCCUCGGGGACAGUUUGGCUCCCGACUGCAGGGCGGCAAGGAUCAUGCUGCCUCCCGUUACAUCUUCACCUGCCUGUCGAAGGCACGGGUGGCUUCCGCAGAAGCAUCGAUGCGGGCGGACUUCUUGCCCGAGCGUGUGGAGCGGUUGCUUCACUGGGUGGAUGCCUCCCCUCAGCGUGGACUCAGCCGCGGAGCGAUCUUCACGGCUUGGCGCCGGUGGCAGUUGGGGCGGCCCUGCUGCCUCCUGUGCCGCUCGAGCUGCCAACAAGCGAUCGGCCAGGUGAACCUGGUGUUGCGGGCUGAGUUCAACUCGUACUUGGAGGACGCCGAUGCCCUGAGCACCUACUCCUUUCGCAGGGUGGCACCAACGCUUGGCUCACUUCUCAAGUUCUCCGGCACGGAGCUUUGUGCCCUUGGUGACUGGCAGGACCGCAGCCAAUUGGGCGAGGAGUCUCGCAUGCCCAUGCACUACUCCGGCGCUCGCUACUUGCUGAGUUUCAAGCAGAAGUUCGUAGCCCUGCCGGUGGCUGCGGCUAAGCGCAAGGCGGAGCUGUCCGUGAUCCAGGACAUGCCGGACUCCAUCAACGGCAUCAUGAUGUCAGCCUUCAUGCGCAAUGGUCGCCGACUUUGCGGCCCCUUCCAGCUGGACGCAUGCAAGGAAGGCGAGGAGGUGUGCGGUCGGGCGCAUCUGUGCGCUGUCCUCCAGACGGGCCGGGUCUGUGGCGGGCGCCAUCAUGGGCAGGACUGCAAAGCCAAGCGGGUGGUCCGGGCCUCUUCGGUUGCGGAGGGCAAGCAUACAGCACCCCCGGCGCUGCCUGUGGUGGAGUCGGCGCGCGGCAGCAAGCGGCCCCGGCCCAAGCAGCAGGCGGCCAAGUUGGUGGACAGGAGCGGGCAGCUGCCCACGAUCAAGCGGGCUCGGCAGCAGGAGCCGUCUUCAGCCUCCCGAGCGCCACCUGUGCCUGUCGAGGAGGCACCUCGGCCGGGACGAGGAGGUGAGUCGGCAAGACAGGAUCAGCACUUCGAUGACCUCGCGCGCCAGGGCCGGAAGGACAACUUGGGCGACUUCCCGGCGGUGGCCUUGCAGGUGACGGCUUUCAAGCAGAAGCCGCAGGAGCGAGGAGGCUUGGUGUUGCCUGGCGUGAUGCAGGUGCUGCUGCGCUGCAUGGCGGGUCGCCAUCGCGCUGCCGCGUUGGCGGUGCUGGUGCGAGCCUUGUUCGAGAACAUCUCCUUGGAGGAGUCAGCGCAGCGGAUCAGCAGACUGCGGCACAUCGGCUCUAUGCGACCCGGAGGCCCGAGUUUCAUAUGGUAG